Pseudocercospora fijiensis CIRAD86 is the source of this 504-nucleotide messenger RNA. RefSeq lists its product as uncharacterized. The record is from RefSeq and is a predicted model, not a curated record. Bases 1 to 504 code for a protein of 167 amino acids. NCBI's taxonomy places the organism in Eukaryota, Fungi, Ascomycota, Dothideomycetes, Mycosphaerellales, Mycosphaerellaceae. The transcript has 6 exons.
AUGGCGCAUGGGCUCGAAAAAUUGAAUGGUAAUGUUCACGCGGCGCCUGCUGGGCGCAUAGAAGGAACUUCAAAAUCAUGUCAGGAAAAUCAACCAGUUUCAUCCUUACCUUGUGCUUGUCGACUCAGCAUUCUUGCCCCCAACAUGGCGUUGUAUGUACGGCCCAACUGCAAACGACGCAAGACAGGCGAACAUCUGCCCUGUAGCUUCACUGCUGUCCAACCCGAUCUCCGCCGCGGCGCAAGACAACCCGCUGCCCUGUGGCUUCACUACUGUCCACCUCGUUCUCCGCCGCGGCGCAAGUCAGGCAAGCCAGAACGCCUGCUUUGUAUCUUCACUGCUGUCCAUCUCAUUCUCGUGAUCCGUUCUACGCGAGAGAUUUCGCUGUUGACGUUCUUGCUCUUCACGGUCGGUCCAAGUCGUUGCUGGGGCGCGCGCCUCCGAUCGUCGCCUUCCAAAGGCUGGCUUCUAUGCGAAAAUGGCCUGCUAGUCAACCCGAAAUAG